AUGGGUUUAGACUUCACAGUUUCUGAUAUUAUCGGGCCGAAGAUUCUGCUCCGCAGAGUUAUACACAGCCCAAAGCAUUUGCGGAAUGUACAGAAAAUGGAUUUCACGAGGGUGUUGGGGUUUUCGAAUAAAAAGCAAAUGACACCGUCAUUCAUUUAUGGCUCUGACAGUGGCCUUGUGGCACACCAGGUUGAUGAGGCUACUAUGAGAAGAAAAAAUAACGGAAAAAACGAAAUAUCUAAUGAUAUAGAAAGCAUAAAAACAACAUCUCACUAA
Sphenostylis stenocarpa is the source of this 276-nucleotide messenger RNA. The record is from the annotation of a GenBank genome assembly. NCBI's taxonomy places the organism in Eukaryota, Viridiplantae, Streptophyta, Magnoliopsida, Fabales, Fabaceae.